UUCAGGCCUUGGCCGACGCUACGAAACGACGUCAUCGCCACUAGUAUUCGAUGUUGAUCGAAUGAUCGAUUCUCACUCUCGCAAUGCCUCGGAAGCGGUUUCAGGAGCCACAACCCAAAACAGGUGUACAACAUGCCCAGGAUUUCCUGAGGAAAAUUGGGUUGGGGAAGGAGAACUACUACUUCUGGAAGCAGAUUGGAAAGGCUUUGGUAUGCACGUACGCAGUGAUGGGGGCAGUGUGGUGGUACAACGAGACAUCGCCACUGGGUUGGUGGACACUGAAGCCAAAGCCAAAGGAAGAGAAGGAGCUUGCUCAUUUGUACGAGCGGAGGAUGUUUCCUUACCCGGGUGAUGAAGAGGCAAUGCAGGAGUUCAUUGCCAAGGGUGGAAUGAUUGGGACAAGCAUUGGUCCCAAAGGAGCUGCUGAGGAUGAUAUGGAUGAGAGUGACUACAAGAAGGAGAUGAAGGACAAGAAGUUUGAACAGGAGGCUCAGAAACUUUGGAUCAGGAUGAGGAAUGAGGUCAUUGCUGAGUUCAAGGAGAAGGGCUUUGAUGUGGAAUGAAUGACUGAAGUGAGUGCUCAAAACUAUUGGUGGUAGUAAAUAUUUAGUUUGUUUGGAUAUUGUAAUUUCAAUAAAUGUGUCAUAGGGAAAAGACUAAUCACUCUAUUUGUUGUUCUUUGUUGAUGGAUAUGUAUAUGUGAACCUGACCAGUGUCACAGCAAUUUCACUUAUUGAACUGGGCUUUCCUCUGUUUUCCUUAUU
This is a messenger RNA of Vigna radiata var. radiata (mung bean), 764 nucleotides long. RefSeq lists its product as uncharacterized. The record is from RefSeq and is a predicted model, not a curated record. Lineage: Eukaryota; Viridiplantae; Streptophyta; Magnoliopsida; Fabales; Fabaceae. The transcript has 2 exons. Bases 84 to 563 code for a protein of 159 amino acids.